GUAAACAGGUGAUGUCUGCUGUCUUCCUCGGGCUUUUAUUUUGAAAAACAACGUUUUCGCGGCCAUAUUAAAAACCCUUUUUAAUGAAGCAACGAGACAGAAACAAACUUGAUAUAUGACUUUUAAACUUUUGCAAUCAUGAACGAACAUCUCGCUGAUGGAUACAGUGAGCCAUGUGCUCAAUGUGCUGCUGUUGACUGGGGGGUGACAGAUGAGGGACAGUUCUUCUGCAGAAACUGUCACAAUAUUAUCGAGAGAACAAGAGAAGUGGUGGAUGAUUCCACUUUUCUCCGCGGUCACAGCAGGAUCUCACAGUUAGCAAGAACCAAGAAGACCGGAAAAGAGGGUGCACGACAGUGGAUGGUAUGUGAGGGUUUUCAGUUCAUUCUGAAAUCUCAAGCUGAUGCUUUGGUUAGUCUUGGUGUUUGUUCGCAGUUUAAGACAGAAGUAAUGUGGAAUUUCUGGAAGCGAUACUUGCAGAAUACCGGGCAAGCUUUCACCAAAAAUCCACUUUCCACUGUCAGGUUUUCAAUAGAUGUCACCUCAGAGAGCGAGCCAGAGUCUAUCGCCCAAAGUGAGCAGUCAGUCCGCAGUUUUGCUUCUUCAAGGACAGGAGACAUUUCAGCCUCCGGCAUCUCCAGUGAUGGAGAGUUAUCAGUAUGUUCAGGCUCUACGGAUGCUUCAAUGUAUGUUAGCGCGAAGGACAGGAAAAGCUGUAAUCUUAUGAACAUGCCACGGACGCUGGCCAUGUGCUAUUUGGCUCUGCUUUGGGUCCGAGAAGCCAUCACUCUGGCUGAUUUACUGAGGCUGGCCUCGGAGAGACGUGUUCCUUACAUAAACGUUCAUGAGGAUUUUCCUGAAGAGUUGAGACUGUUAGGAAGAGAUGCCAACAUCUUUCGAGUUGAGUCUCUUCCUUCCUACUCGAAGAUCCGUAGAGAAGCUGUCAAUCUGGCUCAGGUCAUGAAAUUGCCUGCCUUCCCAACUGUUUCUCAAGAUUGCCUUCUCCACCCAAUUCCACUCACUGUCCGCUAUCUGCUGGAGUCUAACCUUCCUGAUGGACUUGUUGUUUGGGUCCACAAGGUUAUAAAGCAGGCUGCUAUGGAUGAUGAGUCCUUCCUGACCUUUGACCCUGACAGAACGAGGCCUGUUCUCAUAUGUUAUGAUAUUCAGGCAGUAGCUAUCAUCAUUGUCACCUUGAAGCUCCUUUUUAAGUUGGAUGAUCGAGUGGAGUGGACUUUACCUGAGGAAGCAGCCAAUAAGAAGACAAAGAAGAAAGUGUUCAGUUUUGAAAGGUGGUUUAAAAUAAUGCAGCCUGCAUUUAAGCGAAUCAGAGAGAAGAGGGAACGAGAAGAAGCGCGAAAACAGUGGAAAUCCAGCAAACCUUUAAUUUCAGACUUGAAAAACAAGAGCGUGAUCCUCAAAAAGAGACGCGUGGUUGAACAUUUGCAGCACAGAUUUCAGAUGUUGAAUGACUCCACUUCAAAACAACAAUCUCCCACCGCAACCUCUUUCUCCAGCUUUCAAUUCCAUUGGGGAAAAGAUGAGGGUUCGGAUGGAUCCAGUAUGCAUCACCAUCGCUUAGACUGUACCUUUAAGAAACAAGGGGUCACCCGGCUUGCUAACCGGAAAUAUUGGCAUACAUACCUGGGCCGCUGCCCAUCACACAUUUCUAAGGAUCAUUUCUCAGAAAUUGAGAGCAGUUUGCCCAGGAUUUACGUGUGGCUCCUUGAUCUCUUCUCAUUUCUGCUGGGAGUCAGACAAGCACAAGUGUAUGAUGAGGUCCUGGUUGUGGAACGUCGCUUAUUAAAGAAUAAAACCCGUCCUAAACCCCCUCGCAAAAAAUCUAAAAAGUAGGUAACUGUGAGUAAUAUUCUGAAAUAUACAGUUGUACUCAAGUUUACAUAGACCUUGCAGAAUCUGGAAAAUGCUGAACAUUUUGGAUGAAUUAAAAACAAACAUCUUCUUCUUUUUCCAAAAAUUCCAGAUUCUACAAGGUGUAUAUAAACUUUUCAUUUCAACUGUAUAUUUGAGAGUCAUUUUAAUGACUCGAGUGAGUUUUGCCAGUGGCAUGAUCUGUGAGGAUAUGACCUUUGGAAGGUUUAUAAGGUUUACUGUGUUUUACUACUGUGAGUAAUGAGCAUCCCAGUGAAUUGUAGUGUCUGGAUUUCAGGACUAGUUUGGUUUUUAAAUUGUUGUACUUUGACUUUAUUGGUGGUGUGAAACAUCCACCAUACAAAAAUAACAUAGAAGCAAAAUGACUUCUCAUGAUGCCUUGUUGAUGCUUUGUAUCUUUGUCAUAAUGUGUAUUGAAAAUAUAAUUAGGAUCAGUCUCUUUUUUGCUCCAAAUGUAUCUAUUAUAUGGUGUUUAUGUGAGUAUUAGUUGUAGAAGCAAAGAUGAACCAAUAGGGGGAGUAAUACACCUCACAAUGAAGAAGCCAUAGAUUCUCUUAUACUUUACUUUGAGAAAGUAUUAGGUAGUUGUGGAAAAUUUUAAAGCGGUUUCACUUAUAAAUUGUAGCCCUUUCUAUGGGUAGUUUGGGUCACUUUUCAAGUCUUAAUAAAAAGGGGUGAAUGGUAUCCCUAUUCUCUUGAGUAGCAACAAUGUGUAGUUACACCAAUGCAUCAACUACACUGAGACUGUGAAUGUGUCAUCUAUGCUUUAUUCUUGAAAUUAAAACAAAACUUUUGCAA
Misgurnus anguillicaudatus (oriental weatherfish) is the source of this 2691-nucleotide messenger RNA. The record is from RefSeq and is a predicted model, not a curated record. Lineage: Eukaryota; Metazoa; Chordata; Actinopteri; Cypriniformes; Cobitidae.